This is a messenger RNA of Entamoeba dispar SAW760, 1179 nucleotides long. RefSeq names its product methionine gamma-lyase, putative. The transcript has a single exon. Lineage: Eukaryota; Evosea; Mastigamoebida; Endamoebidae. Gene Ontology annotation, cellular component: cytoplasm. Gene Ontology annotation, biological process: transsulfuration. Gene Ontology annotation, molecular function: carbon-sulfur lyase activity; pyridoxal phosphate binding. The record is from RefSeq and is a predicted model, not a curated record. The coding region runs from base 1 to 1179 and encodes 392 amino acids.
AUGUCUCAAUUGAAGGAUUUACAAACGAGAGUUUUACAUACUCCAUCUAAAUGGGGAGAACCAUUACAUGCACAUACCUUCCCAAUUUUCCAAACAUCAACAUAUCUUUUUGAUGAUACUCAAAUGGGAGCAGAUUUAUUUGGAGGAAAAAGAGAAGGACAUAUGUAUUCUCGUAUGGGAAAUCCAACCGUUGAAUAUUUUGAAGAACUUGUCAAUUCAUUAGAAGGAGGAGCUGGAACUGCAGCAUUUGGUUCAGGAAUGGGUGCUAUUCAUUCUGCAACAAUGGGACUUCUUAAAGCUGGUGAUCAUCUUAUUUCUGGUGAUACCCUUUAUGGAUGCAGUGUUGAAUUAUUUGGAAAUAGAUUUAAAGAUAUGGGUGUUGAUGUUUCAUUUGUUAAUACUGCCUCAGAUGAAGCUGUUGUAAAAGCAUGGAAACCAAAUACAAAGAUGGUUUAUUUAGAAUCACCAGCAAAUCCAACAUGCAAAAUUUCAGACAUUAAAGGAAUUGCUAAGAUUUGUCAUGAAAAAGGUGCUAUUUUGGUUGUUGAUUGUACUUUUACUACACCAGUAUUCCUUCCAGCUUUAGAACUUGGAGCAGAUGUUGUUCUUCAUUCAAUUACUAAAUAUAUUAAUGGACAUGGUGAUGUAGUUGGUGGUGUUGUUACAACUAAAUGCCCAGAACUUCUUCAAAAGAUUAAAGCAUUUAGAAAAGAUACUGGAUCAUUGAUGUCACCAAUGGACGCUUUCUUAUGUAUUCGUGGAGUUAAAACUCUUCCAAUGAGAAUGAAAGUUCAUAUGGAAAAUGGACUUAAAGUUGCAAAAUUCUUAGAACAACAUCCAAAAAUUAAACAAGUUAAUCAUCCAGGACUUGAAUCCUUCCCAGGUCAUAAAAUUGCUAUGGAACAAAUGAAAGGAUUCGGUUCUACUUUCUCAUUUGAAAUGCAAUCAUUUGAAGCUGCUAAAAAACUUAUGGAACAUGUUAAAUUAUGUGGAUUAGCUGUUUCUCUUGGAACUUUAGAUACUCUCAUUGAACAUCCUGCUUCAAUGACUCAUGCUGCUGUUCCAGAACAUCUUCUUAAACAACAAGGUUUAACUAGAGAACUUGUAAGAAUUUCAGUUGGAUUAGAAAAUCCAGACGAUAUCAUUGCCGAUUUGAAACAAGCUCUUGAACAAUGCUAA